AUGUGGACUGCCAUCGCAUUCUUCCUACUGAUUUCCUUCUGUGUCUGUGAACACAGGUUUUCUGUCCUGAAAGGGAAAGGAGUCCAUAUAGUGCGAAUCAACAGACUUAGGACUGAAAAGCAGUGCCGGCAGGCCUGUCAAAGCCCAGGUGCUUCAGGUGACCAUCAGUGUAACUGGUCUGUGCCCCAUCAGAACCGCUGCAUCCUCUUGCAGUGUCACCAGCUGAGCGUGUGCCAGAAUGCCAGAGAACAAGACAUCAGUGAUCUGCUUAGAGAAACUGUCGGUGGGAAAAGGGAAACAGUCCUGUUUCACCACCAAAGCCAUCCACAGAAAAAGAAGAGGAUGGUGAAUGCCCAGGUUGACCAACACAACGUGGAAAACCUGUUUUCCUCGGCUGCUCGAACUGACAAGAUUCACCUGAGGCAUUUGCUUAAUGUUGGGAGUGAAGAUGUAACAACAAAUGCAAGAAAAACAAUUGCAAGUGAUGCAACCACCACCGCGACCACCACCACUGAGACCACCAUCACUGCCACAACCAUAACAACAGUUACAAAUGCAACUGUCCUCACUACAGCUUAUGAAACAGCUGCCAAAGCCUCAAACGCCUCUGGAGGUUCUGAUCUCCAUGCUGAAGCCAUGUCACCCAAUGCCUCUUCUCCCACUUCUGGUAACAGCUCUGCUUCCACUUCCAGCCAUGUCACCAACCUUGUGAACACCACUGAAAAAUCAGGAAAUAGUAGCUCUGUCUCAGUAUUGUUCCCCACUUCUACUUCUGCUCCCCUCACUGUCCCUUCUGCAGCAGGUACUCAAGCUGAGCAGUUGAACCCAGCCAUCACCACCACCAGCACUCCUGGCUCUAGUAGCCCCACCGCUAUUGGAGCUGGCCUGAAGACACUGAGCGCAGCAUUGACCACCCUCAUCCCGCAGGAUGCAGGAACUUCUGCUUCCACUGGUGCCAUGGCCCUCACCCCCUUGGAGAGUUCACACUCUGUGAAGCCACUGCCUGCCAUGACGUCACCUUAUCUAGAGCCAGAAGCCAGCACAGCCACGACAUCCUUGAGCAAAUCAGGUUCUCAUCUGGGCUCUACAAGAGGUGCCACUGUUUUAACUACUGUUUCUUCAGCAGAAACUACGACUGGGCAUGGGAUAAAGUCAACAUCUCGUGUUUUUUCAACACCCACAACUCCAGCAGAUGCACCCAAAACAACAGCUUUGGGCCUUGCAGAAACUCAGGACAGGGACAACGAGUAUCUUCUCAUUGCUGCCAAGCCUCUGACUCAGUACUUAGUGGAUAAAAGUUCCCUUCUUGUAGUGCUUUUAGUUGGUACGUUUUUUUUCAUAACUGUUAUAGUUCUUUUCCUCGUGCAAGCCUAUGAGAGCUACAAAAAGAAGGAUUACACGCAGGUGGAUUACCUGAUCAAUGGAAUGUAUGUGGACUCGGAGAUGUGACAGGGUGGGGACAGAACAGCGGGCAGAGAGAUGGAAAGGAGACUGAAAGCCUGCCUGACUUGUUUGUCUUCCCUAUUUGCCUAUAACACAAACUGAAAGUGCUUCCAAAUUUACUUCUGGUGCAAUUGAGGAGAAAUGCCAU
Antrostomus carolinensis (chuck-will's-widow) is the source of this 1591-nucleotide messenger RNA. RefSeq lists its product as uncharacterized. The coding region runs from base 1 to 1449 and encodes 482 amino acids. The transcript is spliced from 3 exons. NCBI's taxonomy places the organism in Eukaryota, Metazoa, Chordata, Aves, Caprimulgiformes, Caprimulgidae. The record is from RefSeq and is a predicted model, not a curated record.